AUUGCAGAAUCAAAAAGAGGAACGUCGAAGAUCGAGUUGAUGAAAAAAGAAGGAGCGCCAUUAGGACUAAUUAUUACUGGUGGAAUCGACAAGGACUCCCGACCGAAGAUAAGCAACAUUAGACCUGGAACUGUUGCCCAGAGGAGUGACGCCCUAGCGGUUGGAGACUACCUGAUUUCUGUGAACGGGAUUCGGACCAGUAGCCUUCGUCAUGACGAGAUUGUUAACUUACUCAUGAGCACUGGGGAAAAGGUGACUCUUGAGGUGGAAUAUGAAAUCCCGGUUUCAAAAGAAGGGUCUAUGUGUGUACGUUCAAAAGUAAUUCAAGUAACUUUGGAGAAAGACAAUGGCAGUUUCGGGUUUACACUACGAGGUGGAGCUUGUCCAGAUAGACUUAAAUCCAGACCUCUUACUGUCACCCACGUGCGACCAGGUGGUUCUACGGACAGGGAAGGAACAAUCAAAGCUGGAGACCGUUUAUUAGCAGUGGAAAACAUUAACCUGGGUAAUGCUUCUCUGCAGGACACCUUGGCAGUAUUAAAACAGCUGGAAGGGAGGGCUUUGUUUACCGUCGAGUACGACGUAUCCAUGAUGGGUAAGCCCAUUAUAUUAUGUGGAGCACUUCAUGUGGGAGACCACAUACUAGCCAUUGAUGGCACAAGGCUUGACCAGAUGACAGUUUCCGAAGCUUCCCAAGUUUUGAAAAUGUCUCUUAAUGAAGUAAUCAGAUUGGAAGUCUUACCAGUCAGUCAGAUGUUCAGUCACAGAGUUCCUGGAACUAAAAUCAAUAAAGGUUUCUUGCCUUCCUCUGAUGUGGCACAGUUUAGUUCCAGUUUUAGCUACAACACCCCAUUUUCUUUUGGAAGUCAGUCAUCAUUCUCAUAUAGACUGCCACUUCUUCCUCUUCCACAACCAUCAUCACAUGGAAGAUGGGAUCGAAAUGUGGAUCAAAGGAGAUUUUUAACAAAAUCUAUACCACCCUGCUCUUCAAGUGCUCUGUUACCAUCAAGUGCAUCAACGUGGGUACCACCCACUGGUCGGCUGGGUUAUAUUGAUGUGGCUGCAGUCACGGUCCAUGCCGAUCACCGAGGGUUCGGAUUUGCCCUCCAAGCACCAACUUGUACAUCAAAAGUGCUCUCUGCUCCUCCAUUCAUUUCUGACCUGGAUCCCGGAGGCCCUGCUGAAAGGACGGGCGUUCUUCAUGUUGGAGAUAAGGUGUUAGCAGUAAACACUCACUCCACCCUCGGACUGACCCUCGAAGAAGUCAUGCAGUUACUCCAAAGAUCCCACCCUCGGGUCACACUCAACAUUGAGUUUGAUAUAACGGAAACGGUGGUGCCAAGUAGUGGAACGUUCACUGUCAAACUGGCGAAAACUGGUGGUGGUUUAGGCAUAACAAUCACAGCUCCUAAAAACCGACAACAAGGAGAUCCCCUGAUCAUUUCAGACAUCAAGAAAGGAAGUGUGGCUCAUCGAACAGGAACUCUUCAACCAGGAGACAAACUGUUAGCCAUAGAUUCGGUGAGGAUGGACAACUGUACCAUCGAAGAUGCUGCCGAAAUUUUACAGUCCUCUGACCAGAUUGUAAAACUGAGAAUUCGCAAAGAUGAAACUUUCUGUGAAGAACCGGAUGCAUCUGGUUGCAUUGUCUAUACGGUGGAGUUGGCACGUCAUGGAGGACCACUUGGUAUAACCAUCUCCGGAUCUGAAGAACGUUUUCAACCAAUUCUCAUUUCUGGCCUUACAGAUGGUGGAUUAGCUGAAAGGUAA
This is a messenger RNA of Limulus polyphemus (Atlantic horseshoe crab), 1770 nucleotides long. RefSeq names its product glutamate receptor-interacting protein 1-like. NCBI's taxonomy places the organism in Eukaryota, Metazoa, Arthropoda, Merostomata, Xiphosura, Limulidae. The annotation marks the transcript as partial. The transcript is spliced from 11 exons. Gene Ontology annotation, molecular function: protein binding. The record is from RefSeq and is a predicted model, not a curated record. Gene Ontology annotation, biological process: neurotransmitter receptor transport, endosome to postsynaptic membrane.